AUGAGCUACCUGUCUAGGAAUAAUAUUCCAAAUACAUUUUGUGACCUGGUCUGGUCGGACCCUGAGGAUGUGGAUACCUGGGCAAUCAGCCCCCGGGGAGCAGGUUGGCUUUUUGGAGCAAAAGUCACAAAUGAGUUUGUUCAUAUCAACAACCUAAAACUCAUCUGCAGAGCACAUCAACUAGUGCAUGAAGGCUAUAAAUUUAUGUUUGAUGAAAAGCUGGUAAUAGUAUGGUCUGCUCCUAAUUACUGCUAUCGUUGUGGAAAUAUUGCUUCGAUCAUGGUCUUCAAAGAUGUAAAUACAAGAGAACCAAAGUUAUUCCGGGCAGUUCCAGAUUCAGAACGUGUUAUUCCUCCCAGAACGACGACGCCGUAUUUCCUUUGAGGCCUUCGCCCAUCCUGCUGACCCACUUCUCUGCCCUCUUCUUACCCUGACUCUCUUGUAUUACCCUCUGCAGUAUACUUUUUAUUGAGCACUUUGCUGCUGAAAUGCUGCCUCUUGCCUUUUUUUAAUUUUAAAUUAUCUGAGUUUAUUGUUUGUUAUGGUGUCUAUAGCAAUGUUUUUCUAUCAAUUUCUCCUCCAUCCCAUCCCCACCUUGGACUCAUUUGAGAAGACUUGAGAAAUGUCUUAAUACUCAUACUGCUGCAUGUAGCUCUUGCAUAUUUACUGGUCUGGGGAAACAGGAUGUGUUUCCAUUUUUAAAAAAGCCAAUUGAAAAUUACACCGAAAUCACCUUUUGUAUCAUUGAGCCUUUUGUUUUAAUUUGGUAAAUUUUAAGAAAUUUCAGCAGCAAAGUUGUUGUUCAGUGGGCACGAUGGACUACAGAUGCCUCGAGUUAUGUGCACCUGUCCCAGCUGUAAACUUCCGUUGUCCUUUGUUGGAUGAUAUUUUAAAUGGAUAUAAAAUAAAUUGGUCUAA
Lepus europaeus (European hare) is the source of this 918-nucleotide messenger RNA. RefSeq names its product serine/threonine-protein phosphatase 6 catalytic subunit-like. The coding region runs from base 1 to 384 and encodes 127 amino acids. The record is from RefSeq and is a predicted model, not a curated record. Gene Ontology annotation, biological process: peptidyl-serine dephosphorylation; G1/S transition of mitotic cell cycle. NCBI's taxonomy places the organism in Eukaryota, Metazoa, Chordata, Mammalia, Lagomorpha, Leporidae. Gene Ontology annotation, molecular function: protein serine/threonine phosphatase activity. Gene Ontology annotation, cellular component: cytoplasm. The transcript has a single exon.